Molecule: messenger RNA, 288 nt
Organism: Carcharodon carcharias (great white shark)
Lineage: Eukaryota; Metazoa; Chordata; Chondrichthyes; Lamniformes; Lamnidae
Product: 39S ribosomal protein L33, mitochondrial-like
Exons: 1
Coding region: 1-288 (95 amino acids)
Biological process (GO): translation
Cellular component (GO): mitochondrion
Source: RefSeq, a predicted model, not a curated record
AUGUUGCUGACAACAGUAAACUUUGCCAAGAGCAAGUCAAAGUCCACCCUUGUGAGGGUGGUGAGCACAGCAGGAAGUGGCUGUUGCUUCAAAGCAAAGAGGAGCCAACUAUUGGAAAAACUAGUCCUGAGAAACCACGAUCCUACAGUGAGCAAGCAUGCUCUUUUCUUUGAAAAGGAGAAAAUCAGUCAAUCUGACAUAGGGUGCUUAAAUGGAUUGGUUUUGUACAAGGACAGUUUAGAAACUGAACAAGAUUUCCUGGAAAUACAACAUCAUCUGUGGCUUUAG